Messenger RNA from Hypanus sabinus (Atlantic stingray), 343 nucleotides. Its product is annotated as tumor necrosis factor receptor superfamily member 1A-like. The record is from RefSeq and is a predicted model, not a curated record. Gene Ontology annotation, molecular function: protein binding. NCBI's taxonomy places the organism in Eukaryota, Metazoa, Chordata, Chondrichthyes, Myliobatiformes, Dasyatidae. Gene Ontology annotation, cellular component: plasma membrane. The transcript has a single exon. Gene Ontology annotation, biological process: signal transduction. The annotation marks the transcript as partial.
GGGGUGUCAUUACAGCUGGCUUCUCUUGCCCCCCACCCCAGACCAGCGGCUGUCGUACGCGGUGGCGGAUGUGGUGCCGGCCACCCGCUGGCGGGAGUUGGUCCGGCGCCUGGGCCUGCCGGACGCGCAGAUCGAGCGGGCCGAGAUGGAGGCCCGGCCCAGCUUCCGGGAGGCCCAGUACCAGAUGUUCCAGCUGUGGCGCCAGCGGCAGGGCGGGGCGGCCCCGCUCCAGCUCGUCUACCGGGCCCUCCGUGACAUGGAGCUCAACUCGUGUGCGGAGCAGCUGCAGGAGCGGCUGCAGUGAACUCCCCUCCCUCCCCGGGACGCACCGACCGACCCUCCC